AUGCUGGACGCCGAAAUUUGGAAAGCGUCAGAGGUAGCGGCUGAAUUCCAGUGCCUCGUAGACGAAUCUGUCCGAACAGGACAACUACGGAACGUCCAUACCUCAGGAGGAUCUGCAGGCGGUGAAGCGCUUAUGGUAGAAGGUGUUCCCUACGUUGUCGUGCGAUCUGCUCUGGUUUUCUUGAAAAUUCUCGCGGACUAUUGCGAAUGUUUCGUUGCCCUACCGACAUUCGCGGUUGAUAUUCUCUCGCGUGUUGUUGAAUUGUUGAAAGGAUUUAAUAGUCGAAGCUGCCAGUUGAUCUUGGGAGCAGGUGCCCUACAAUUGGUUGGAUUAAAGACAAUCUCUGUCCGAAAUCUCGGUAAAUGGCUUUAUCUUCUUUUUAUUACGUCACCAGAAGUCGAGAUGUUUCACUUUUUUGCCUUGGAGUUUUCGCGUUCACACGGAGUUUGGAACAUGAGCCAAAUUUGAAA
Strongylus vulgaris is the source of this 470-nucleotide messenger RNA. The record is from the annotation of a GenBank genome assembly. NCBI's taxonomy places the organism in Eukaryota, Metazoa, Nematoda, Chromadorea, Rhabditida, Strongylidae.